Messenger RNA from Alternaria arbusti, 759 nucleotides. RefSeq lists its product as uncharacterized. The coding region runs from base 1 to 759 and encodes 252 amino acids. The record is from RefSeq and is a predicted model, not a curated record. The transcript has a single exon. Lineage: Eukaryota; Fungi; Ascomycota; Dothideomycetes; Pleosporales; Pleosporaceae. Gene Ontology annotation, molecular function: oxidoreductase activity, acting on the CH-OH group of donors, NAD or NADP as acceptor.
AUGCCGCCAGAAACCAUCCUAAUAACAGGCGCAUCCUCCGGUCUCGGUCUCGCAUUCGUUCAAUACUAUGCCUCCCUACCAACACCGCCAAUCAUAAUAGCCAUAGACAACCAAGAAUUCCCUCUCCCCGCCCACCAACAAAACACCAUCUCCUUCCACAGACUCGAUAUAACCUCUACUGAAGGACUCAAAGAAUUCGCUUCAAACAUCUUAAACACACCGAUAUCCCUUAUUAUCCACUGCGCCGGCAUCAGAGGACUCGUUCCGGAAAUCGUCGCCCAACAGAAACAGGGCGACAAAGAUGUCGCCGCGACCGAGACGCUAGAGGCCAUGGACCAUGCGACUAUGAUGCGGACGUUUGAGAUCAACACUUGGGGCACGCUUAACACUGUUAGAACGUUCUUUCAGAACCUCGAACUCUCUGCUGCUCAAUCCGCAUCGAAACCUAAAGUUGUCAUCUUAUCUUCUCGAAUGGGCUCCAUAUCCGCGAACACGGCGGGCGGCGGGUACGCGUACCGAGCCAGUAAAGCGGCGCUCAACGCCGUGGUAAAAAGUCUGGUUAUCGAUAUACCUGAUGUGCAAUUUUUGAUGCUGCAUCCUGGAAGAGUAGAAACGGGGUUAGUGGAGUGGAAAGAAGAAGGGGCGAUUGGGGUCGAGGAGAGCGUGAAGGACUGUAUGAGGGUUUUGGAAAAGAUGGAUGAAGAAGGGUGGGAGAGUGGGAGGUUGGUCGAUCGUUUCGGGGUGACCAUUCCUUGGUAG